Molecule: messenger RNA, 4352 nt
Organism: Echinops telfairi (small Madagascar hedgehog)
Lineage: Eukaryota; Metazoa; Chordata; Mammalia; Afrosoricida; Tenrecidae
Gene: CAND2
Product: cullin associated and neddylation dissociated 2 (putative)
Exons: 16
Coding region: 89-3724 (1211 amino acids)
Biological process (GO): SCF complex assembly; protein ubiquitination
Cellular component (GO): nucleus
Source: RefSeq, a predicted model, not a curated record
CCCGCAUUUUACAGACAUGGGAAAUUGGGGUUCAGAGGAGUGCCUAGAUUAGGUGCCGUCUCAAAGGCCCAAGUAUUCACUACAGUUCAUGGCUACCAGCGACCUGAUGUCGGAGCUGCAGAAGGACUCCAUCCAGCUGGACGAGGACAGUGAGCGCAAGGUGGUGAAGAUGCUGCUCCAGCUCCUGGAGGACAAGAAUGGGGAGGUCCAGAACCUGGCUGUCAAGUGCCUGGGCCCUCUGGUGGGCAAAGUGAAGGAGUAUCAAGUGGAGGCCAUUGUGGACACCCUCUGUGCCAACAUGCAGUCCGACAAGGAGCAGCUUCGAGACAUCGCCGGCAUUGGCCUCAAGACUAUCCUCUCGGAGCUCCCACCCGCAGCCCCAGGUUCCAGCCUGGUCACCACCGUGUGCCGCAAGAUCACAGGCCAGCUCACCAGGGCCGUCGCCCAGCAGAAGGAUGUGGGUGUGCAGCUAGAAGCCUUGGACAUUCUCUCUGACAUGCUGAGCAGGCUGGCCGCUCCCCUGGGCACCUUCCACGCCAGCCUCCUGCACUGCCUGCUGCCACAGCUGAGCAGCCCGCGCCUGGCCGUGCGCAAGCGGGCCGUUGGGGCGCUCGGCCACCUGGCAGCCGCCUGCAGCACCAACCUCUUCGCUGAGCUCGCCGAUCACCUGCUGGGCCGGCUGACCGGUCAGCGCGAGCCCGCCAACCCCGCCACCAUCCUCACCCUGAUGCAGUGUGUGGGCAGCAUAGGCCGCCAGGCCGGCCACCGCCUCGGUGACUACCUGGACCGCCUGAUGCCCCUGGUGGAGGAAUUCUGCAAUGUGGGGGAUGAUGCGCUCCGGGAGUCCUGUCUCCAGGCCAUAGAGGCCUUCCUGAGGAAGUGUCCCAAGGAGAUGGGUCUUCAUGUAGCCAGAGUCACCAGCCUCUGCCUCCAGUACCUGAAGCAUGACCCCAACUAUAAUUAUGACAGCGAUGGGGAUGAGGAACAGAUGGAGACAGAGGACAGUGAAUUCAGUGAACAAGAGAGCGAGGACGAGUACAGUGAUGAUGAGGACGUGAGCUGGAAGGUACGACGGGCAGCGGCCAAGUGCCUGGCAGCCUUGAUUGGCUCUCGGCCCGACCUGCUGCCUGACUUCCACUCCACCCUGGCGCCCGCACUCAUCCACCGCUUCAAGGAGCACGAGGAGAAUGUCAGGGCCGAUGUUUUUGUGGCUUACAUAGAGCUGCUGCACCAAACGCGGCCCCCGAAAGGAUGGCUGGAGUCCCUGGAGGAGCCCACCCAGACAGGCAGCAACCUCCACAGGCUGCAAGGACAGGUGCCCCUGGUGAUCAAGGCCCUGCAGCGGCUGCUCAAAGACCGGAGCAUCCGAGCCCGCCAGGGCUGCUUCACCCUCCUCGCCGAGCUGGCGACUGUCCUCCCUGGCAGCCUGGCCGAGCACAUGCCUGUGCUGCUCUCAGGCAUCGUCUUCUCGCUGGUGGACCGCUCCAACUCCUCCACCAUCCGGAUGGACGCCCUGGCCUUCCUGCAAGGGCUGCUGGGCACAGAGUCGGCCGAGACCUUCCACCCGCACCUGGCCACCCUGCUGCCCCCUGUGCUGGCCUGCGUGGCUGACCCUUUUUAUAAGAUCGCAGCCGAGGCGUUUCUGGUGCUGCAGGAGCUGGUGCGGGUCCUGUGGCCACUGAACAAGCCUCAGAGGCUGGGUCCCGAGCAGUACAUGGGGGAGAUGUCGGCGGCCCUCCUUGCGCGGCUCCGUGCUACUGACCUGGACCAGGAGGUGAAGGAGAGGGCCAUCUCCUGCGCAGGCCACCUGGUGGGCCACCUGGGUGACCAUCUUGGGCACGCACUGGAGCCCACGCUCCAGCUGCUUCUGGACCACAUGCAGAUUGAUGUUACCCGGCUGCCUGCUGUCAAGGCGCUGAGGCUGGUGGCUGUGUCCCCGCUGCGGCUUGACCUGCAGCCCAUCCUGGCCAAGGUGCUGCCCAUCCUGGCCUCAUUCCUGCGCAAGAAACAGCGGGCCCUUCGUCUGGCUACGUUGGCAGCCCUGGAUGCGCUGGCCCAGAGCCAGGGCCUGAGCCUCCCGCUGCCCGAAGUCCGGGCUGUGCUGACCGAGCUGCCGGGCCUGGUCAGCGAGAGUGACAUGCAUGUAGCCCAGCUGGUGUUGGACUUCCUCGCUACAGUGACCCAGGUCCAGCCAGCUUCUCUGGCCGAGGUCAGUGGCCCUGUACUCUCGGAGCUGCUGCGGCUGCUCCGCUCACCCCUGCUCCCUGCCAGCGUGCUGACCUCUGCUGAGGGCUUCCUGCAAACGCUGGUGGGGACUCGGCCCCCCUGUGUGAGCUACAAUGAGCUCAUCAACCUGCUCACGGCGCCUGUGUACCACCGGGCUGAGGAAGGUGGGCCGGACCUGCAUAAACAGGGCCUCCAUGCGCUUGCCCGGUGCGUGGCCGCCCUGGCGGCUGCCUGUCCCCAGGAGGCAGCAGGCACCGCAGGCCGCUUGGUGUGUGACGCCAGGUCGCCCAACUCGAGCACUGGGGUCAAGGUCCUGGCCUUCUUGUCCCUGGCCGAGGUGGGCCAGGUAGCCGGGCCAGGGCCCCAGCGGGAACUGAAGACAGUGCUCCUGGAAGCGUUGGGGUCUCCGAGCGAGGACGUGAGGGCCGCUGCCUCCUAUGCACUGGGCCGGGUGGGCGCUGGCAACCUGCCGGACUUCCUGCCCUUCCUGCUGGGGCAGAUCCAGGCAGAGCCUCAGCGUCAGUAUCUGCUAUUGCACUCACUCCGGGAGGCCCUGGGAGCCGCCCAGCCCAACAGCCUGAAGCCCUACAUGGAGGACAUCUGGGCUCUGCUGUCCCAGCGCUGUGAGGACCCUGAGGAGGGCCCCCGGGCCGUGGUGGCCGAGUGCAUCGGGAAGCUGGUGCUGGUCAACCCUCCCUUCCUCCUGCCCCGGUUCCGGAAGCAGCUGGCUGCAGGUCACCCGCACACACGGAGUACCUUCAUCACCGCCGUGAAGUUCCUCAUCACCGACCAGCCCCACCCCAUCGACCCACUUCUGAAGACCUAUGUUGGAGAUUUCAUGGAGAGCCUGCAGGACCCGGACCUGAAUGUCCGCCGGGCCACACUGGCCUUCUUCAACUCGGCCGUGCACAACAAGCCCUCACUUGUUCGGGACCUGCUGGGCCAUAUCCUGCCCCUCCUCUACCAAGAGACGAAGGUCCGCCGGGACCUCAUCCGGGAGGUAGAGAUGGGACCCUUUAAGCAUGCAGUGGACGACGGGCUCGAUGUGCGGAAGGCAGCCUUUGAAUGCAUGUACUCGCUGCUCGAGAGCUGCCUGGGCCAGCUGGACAUCUGCGAGUUCCUGAACCAUGUGGAGGAUGGGCUGAAGGACCACUAUGAUAUCCGGAUGCUGACCUUCAUCAUGCUCGCUCGACUGGCUACCCUGUGCCCCGCUCCCGUCCUGCAGAGGGUGGACCGGCUUAUUGAGCCGCUCAAGGCCACUUGCACUGCAAAGGUCAAAGCUGGUUCCGUCAAACAGGAGUUUGAGAAGCAAGAUGAACUGAAGCGUUCAGCAAUGAGGGCUGUGGCCGCCCUGCUGGCCAUCCCUGAAGUGGGAGAAAGCCCCACCAUGGCUCACUUCUCUUCCCAAAUCCGAUCCAACCCAGAACUUGCUGCCCUCUUUGAAAGCAUCCAGGAAGCCGCUUCACCCCCUAACACAGAAUCUGUGGAGCUCAGCUAGUCUUUCCUCUAGCCUCCUAGCCCAGGCCUGAAGCCUCACCCUUCACACCUCUACUUUGCCUUCACAUCAGCCCCCUGGGGGCCCCUCCUGUCCGUGCUCAGUGCCUUCUCUAGGGACCCCAGCCUGCCAACAAUUGACAAUUGGGCCCUAUUAACUCAGGACAGCCUUAGAGCGAGGGCAUUUUCGUGAGCCUUUACCCAGAAGCCACUUGGUGCUCUCCAGUCACCUUUCAGGCUGAGGAAUCUCCUGAAACACUAGCACUAGAAUUGUAUGCACAACCAUGGAAGGUCAGCAGGCAGUAAGCUGACCUUCCUGUCCACUAGUGUCUCCACCUCACCACUUCCAUUUUGGGGAGCACCUUAAAAGUCAAUUCAAAUACCUCAUGAUCCACGUUUUGGAUUUCUAAUUGGACAGGUGUGACCCCCACCUUUAAUUCCUGUCAUACCCUGGGAGAAAGCAAGUACAAAUCACUGUUCAUGGUGGAAUGCCCCUGGAGAAUCAGCUGGUUUGUGCUCUGUGGGAAGUUUUGAACGUCAUUCUUGAAUUCUAGUAUCCAGGAAACAAAGUGACAGGCCAAAGAUUUUUUCCUGAUGACCCUGGCUAAUAAAAAAGAUCCUUUGCGACAGUC